Messenger RNA from Fulmarus glacialis (Northern fulmar), 1887 nucleotides. It is a transcript of the gene TRAF5, whose product is annotated as TNF receptor-associated factor 5. NCBI's taxonomy places the organism in Eukaryota, Metazoa, Chordata, Aves, Procellariiformes, Procellariidae. The transcript has 10 exons. Gene Ontology annotation, molecular function: tumor necrosis factor receptor binding; zinc ion binding; thioesterase binding. Bases 1 to 1674 code for a protein of 557 amino acids. Gene Ontology annotation, cellular component: plasma membrane signaling receptor complex. Gene Ontology annotation, biological process: positive regulation of canonical NF-kappaB signal transduction; positive regulation of JNK cascade; tumor necrosis factor-mediated signaling pathway. The record is from RefSeq and is a predicted model, not a curated record.
AUGGCCUGUGACGAACCCGCUGCUCUCUCGGGCAUCUUCACGCGCCAGAACUCUGUCAGCGCCGUCUCUCUGGAUUUCGAGCCUGACGCCGACUACAAGUUUGUUGAAACCUUAGAAGACCGGUACAAGUGCGCCUACUGCCACCUCGUCCUUCACAAUCCCCACCAGACGGGAUGCGGGCACCGGUUUUGCCAGCAGUGCAUUCUUUCUCUGAGAGAGUUGAAUGCAGUACCCACCUGUCCUGUCGACAAAGAAACAAUAAAAAUGCACGAGGUAUUCAAAGACAACUGCUGUAAAAGAGAAGUUCUCAACUUGCAUGUGUUCUGCAAAAACAUUCCUGCCUGCAAUUCAAAAAUAAUUCUGGGACGAUAUCAGGAGCAUCUUCAACAGUGCUUGUUUGAAAGUGUGCAAUGCAUUAAUGAUGGAUGUUGUGAUCAAAUUCUUCGGAAAGACUUGAAAGAGCAUUUGAGCCGGCACUGCAAAUUUCGAGAAGAAAUGUGUCAGUACUGUAAUAAAUAUGUGGUGUUAAUUAACAUAAAGAAUCAUGAGCAAAAUGACUGUCCUGAUUAUCCUGUGCCUUGUCUCCAAAACUGUUCACAAAUAAUUCUGAAAAAGGAGAUUGAAAAGCACCACGCUGUGUGUCCUGAGGCAGAAGUGGACUGCCCAUAUAAGCAGUACGGCUGUCUUGUAAAGGUUAAAAGAGGAAAACUUGCCGAACAUGAAAACGGCGCCCUGAGGGAACACAUGCUGCAGAUUUUAGACAAGAACUCCCAGUUGGAAGAACAGAUAUCUGACCUGUAUAAGAGCCUGGAAUGUAAAGAGAUUAAAAUCCAGCAGCUAGCAGAGGCCAUUAAAAAGUGUGAGAAAGAAUUCAGACAGUUUACACAACUGUUUGGUAAAAAUAGCAACUUGAUGGUAAGCACACAGGCUCUGGCCAGUCACAUGGAUAAGUCUGCGCGCCUAGAAUCGCAAGUGAAACAGCUAAUACAGAUGGCAAACCAGCAACAAAGCAAAUUAGACUUGCGACCCCUGUUUGACACAAUUGAAAAUGUAAAACAGAAGAUUGCCCUGAUGGAGACAUAUGAUCAGCGCUUGGUUGUUUUGGAAGGUCAGUCCAGCAAACACGAUCUCCAGAUCAAUAUUCACAAAGCACAGCUCAAUAAAAAUGAAGAACGAUUUAAGCUUUUGGAAGGCACGUGCUACAAUGGGAAAUUAAUCUGGAAAAUCACGGACUACAAGAUGAAGAAAAAAGAAGCGGUGGAAGGCCGCGUCCUCUCCAUAUUCAGCCAGCCCUUUUACACCAGCCGCUGCGGGUACAGGUUAUGCGCGAGAGCCUACCUGAACGGGGAUGGCUCAGGAAAGGGGACGCACGUCUCUCUCUACUUCGUCGUGAUGAGAGGGGAGUUUGACUCGCUGCUGCUGUGGCCUUUCAAGCAAAAAGUUACACUUAUGCUUUUGGACCAAAGUGGGAAAAAAAAUCACAUCGUGGAAGUCUUUAGAGCUGACCCCAAUAGCAGCAGUUUCAAAAGGCCGGACGGAGAAAUGAAUAUUGCCUCUGGAUGUCCGCGCUUCGUGCCGCACACGGUCCUGGAGAACACAAAGAACACCUACAUCAGAGAUGACACUCUGUUUUUGAAAGUGGUUGUGGAUUUAACCGAUCUGGAGGAAUUGUGAAAAGCGUACCCGAUCAAUGUGACUGCUUUAACCAUUAAGAAAUGCUUUCUUGGUGACUACCAGCCAUGCAAUAGUGAAUUGCCACUAGUCAAGCUACGGAUAAUGUUUCGAGGCUGUUGGACUGCAUAACAGAUAAUGAAUUGCCAAAGCAUCAGCCUUUCCUUUUUUAACCUUUUUUUCAAGACUGCAUUUUACAGGCAGCUAGAAGUCCCG